Molecule: messenger RNA, 1573 nt
Organism: Eleginops maclovinus (Patagonian blennie)
Lineage: Eukaryota; Metazoa; Chordata; Actinopteri; Perciformes; Eleginopidae
Exons: 3
Coding region: 144-998 (284 amino acids)
Source: RefSeq, a predicted model, not a curated record
GUGUUGAUGUCACUGACAAGCAGUCGAGGGUGCAUCCAAAGGCAGUGGACAUCGGCAUUGGUGCAGAGACUGCCAUAAAGGAACUCCAACAGCGGAGUAAAUCCUCAGAGGAACUUUCCAUCCUACAUUUUCAAAACCAAUGCAUGGAGUGUCUAUCCAAAAUGGUCCAGAAGAUUCAGGAGAGGAGCCCUUUGAAGUUUCCGAUUGUUAGACAAUUAACUUGUCUGAACCCAGCCUUUAUGUACAGCAACCCUGAACUGUGUCAGAAACAGAUGAAGAGCAUAGUCAGGAAGUUUCUACAAGACAGACAGUUGGAUGGAGGAGUUGCUGCUGGUGAUCUGAUCACCCAGAAGUUCUCAGAGAUGCUGUCCCUGGAGGUCCGAACUGAAGAAUUUCAGUCCUUCCAGCCAUUCAAGAAAAGACUGGAUGUCUUUCUAAGCAACAUCAUCAGUGAGACCUACCCACAACUUUGGUCCUUUAUCCAGAAGCUUCUACUUCUAUCACACGGGCAGGCAACAGUUGAGCGGGGCUUUUCGGUGAACAAAGAAAUUGAAACUGCUAACAUUCACAAAGACACCGUUGUAGCGCAGAGAAUCGUCUGUGACUACAUCUCUCUCCAUGGAGGGGUUACCAAGGUCCCCCUCAUGCCAGCCCUGCUUUCCUCGGUCUCAUCUUCCAGAGCAAGAUAUAGAAUUCAUCUUGAGACGGAGAGAAAAAAGAGAGAAUCUCAAGCAGAGUCAGAAAAACGAAAGGCCAUUGAGGAGAACCUGGAGCAACUGAGAAAGCACAGAAGAUCCAUCAAGGAGGUAGCCGAACAUCUGCUCAGGGAUGCUGAUAAGUUGGCAGACCAGGCUGAAGCCAAGCAAGCAGGCAGCAAGAUGGCGGAGCUAAUAGCAAAAUCGAAUGCCUUUAGAAGGAGCCACAAGGAAAAGAUGGCUGAACUCAUUAAACUGGACGAACAGAUUGCUGCCAAAAGAGCUGAGCUCCAAAAGCUGUAGGAUCUAUUGAAAUGCACACAGGCACACCCACAGACGAAUGCAGGCACACGCACACACAAACACACACACACACGUACACCCCUCACAGUUAUUGUUUUAAAUUAUUCUGUCUUAGGACUUAAAUACAGUGUAGAUUGCAACAACCGCACACAGGCACACCCACAGACGAAUGCAGGCACACGCACACACAAACACACACACACACACACGUACACCCCUCACAGUUAUUGUUUUAAAUGGUUCACUUAGAUACAAUGUAGAUUGCAACAACCGCACACAGGCACACCCACAGACGAAUGCAGGCACACGCACACACAAACACACACACACGUACACCCCUCACAGUUAUUGUUUUAAAUGGUUCUUAAAUUAAUGACUUAAAUACAGUGUAGACAGGCUGUAGGUUACUUUGGGAAAAAACAUCCAUACAAAGGCGCACCCACAGACGUGUGCAUGUGCAUACAUGCACUCCUCACACAGUUAUUGUGUUUAAAUAUGGUGAAUGUUAUGUUGAAGCAGAUCUUUGAAAGCUGUUGUCCUCAGAGCAUAUUGUUCAUUAAAGUUAUUUAUUUGAU